Molecule: messenger RNA, 246 nt
Organism: Strongylus vulgaris
Lineage: Eukaryota; Metazoa; Nematoda; Chromadorea; Rhabditida; Strongylidae
Source: the annotation of a GenBank genome assembly
AUGAUAGGAUCAGCAGAUGGGUGUACGACAAAUCCAAGGAAGCCAACGUUCCGUGAUGAAACUUUCUCACCACGAAUGGUGAUAGUUGAUGCGCCCUACGGCUUCGCAAAGGACGUGAAGAUCGGCGUUGGUGGAGACUGUCCUGGUGUUGUAGGUGCGAAGCAGGGACAAUCUCAACGGCGAGUCGUUGGCGUGUCCUUUGGUCCAAACCGCCGCGUCUUGUGCAACCUGACACUGGUCUUAUGA